Python bivittatus (Burmese python) is the source of this 3267-nucleotide messenger RNA. It is a transcript of the gene BIRC7, whose product is annotated as baculoviral IAP repeat containing 7. NCBI's taxonomy places the organism in Eukaryota, Metazoa, Chordata, Lepidosauria, Squamata, Pythonidae. The record is from RefSeq and is a predicted model, not a curated record. Gene Ontology annotation, biological process: negative regulation of apoptotic process; positive regulation of protein ubiquitination; regulation of cell cycle. Gene Ontology annotation, cellular component: cytoplasm; nucleus. Gene Ontology annotation, molecular function: ubiquitin protein ligase activity; cysteine-type endopeptidase inhibitor activity involved in apoptotic process.
UGCCAUAGCACAGGGUAAAAUAAAAGAGACAGAACAAAUAUUUAUCAUUUGUUGAGUUCUCACAAUAAAGCAAACUACCAUUUAUUGAAAAUGCAUAACAUUGAUACAAUACUGUAUUUCAUAAUCAAGACAGGUGAGUCCAUUUAGGUAUCUCAGUCACAAUUUUCAACCAGUCUUUUCUCUGGCCUCAACUUUACUUUCCACAACUGUUAGGUCUUUGAUAACUAUAGUAUGAUCUCAAAAAAUAUUUGCAUUUAUUCAAUCCAGUUACAAAUAGUUAAGAUGGCAUCAUGGCCUUUCAGGAGAUUGGAAACAAAUAACAAUACCCCCCAUGCCAAUUAUAUAAUGCAAUAAUGAAUAUUAAGGAUUUAGUGUUUUUUUUAAAGGAGAAAGUCUUGCUAUAAAUAAUAAGUCUUGAAAUAAAAGGGUUGGGGAGUAAGAAAUCCAAAGAGCGACAGACUACCGAGAAAACAUCUAGCUUCUCAAAAAUAAAAAUUUUACCAUAUAUACUAUCGGUAUACAGUAUAUUUUGAAUUUGAAAUGCCCCCCAAAAUCUCCUUCACAUCUGAAGCAGGCAGUGCCCAUAACUCAGAAGUGCUUUGAGCACAAAACAGUAUUUUUCAACACAAUUUUCAUUGUUUUGACCAUGAAAUACUUCCAAAAAUCAUCAAAAGGGUUUGAAUGCAAAACUUUUCACAAAUCCCUAAUCUAUACUUUAAGUUACCAGGUAAACAUAUGAAACGAAAGAGAUUGACUUCUUGGAAGACCUAGAAAAGGGAAGAGACCCUCCAAGCCUUAAAAUAUUACCCAAUGUGCAAGUUGUUGGAUUUUAACAGGGAUAUGCAUAUAGAAAUAGACAUAUGUAUUUAUCCUCUCAGCGCAUAAAGAGUAAAGGAGGAGAGAAGCAAAUAAAAAUAUCAAGAAAAAAGUCCACUUCUGAGAAAUACCUCUCUCCACACAGUGAAGCAGCAGCAUGUAAAGAAGCAAGAAGUGACUGAAAAAUAAACUCAAGUACCACCUAAGUAGCCUUAGGGAAGUCAUUAUCUCUCAGACUCAGAUCCCUGUAACAUGCAAAUAAUACUAUUCAUCUAUUUUACAGGGCUAGUAAAAGAAUUAUAAAAAUAAUACUAAGCUAUUUAAAUACUACAAAGCUAUCAUAGUAAAAUCAGGUAGUUUUAAGGGCAAGGAAAUAAUUUUGCAUUCACUUAGGAAUAGUGCCUUUGGAAACCUCCAAUUCUUUUAAUGCUCCCAAAUUCUUCCUGGGAAACAAAAUUAUUUAGAUAUUCCCAUCUAAAAGCCAAAAUUCUAGAUACUGAUCCUUAAAGCUGAAGGUGGGAGUGCCUGGACCAGGAGGACUGAAACAGCUAACACAAGAAGGAAUGAUUACAGAAAAAUUAUUAAAUGUCCAUGCAGGGAUUGAUGCUCAAAUAGAAGUAUGAAGAAGCCCACUGAGAUCAAGUAUAGAAAGAAAUAUAAAAGGGAGGGCCUAGCAAAGAAACAGGAAGCUGAAGUUAGCAAAAACAUUCCUACAGAACUAGUGCGGAAAUUGUAGCUUAGAGCUGCUCAGGAUACAGAAACAUAAUAUCCAAUGGAUCUGUUCUGCAGCAACUAUCUAAAAAUUGCUUCGGAGGGCUUGUUCCUAUCUAACGCAAGCCCUAAAUCAGAUCUGCCAUCCAAGGUGCACUGAAAGAGGUGGCUGAUCACGGUUCUCUGGAAUCAGAGCUCUGGAGGAGAGUCGUGCCCUCUUUUUAUAUUCUGACAUUAAGUGGGCACUCAAGCACCAGGCAGUCCUCCAGAGUCCUCCUCUGUAGCAACCCUGAAGGCGGCUCUGCACGGGAGAGCCAGCAGCCAAAAUCUAAGGCCCAAGAAGAACUGGGCAGAAGGGCAAUAAUUGUCCCAACAACAACAAAUCAGCAGGCUCUAGAAAAUCCAGCAUCCUAUUUGCAUCUGCUGUUCAGGAGUCUGUUUGGCCUCUGAGUUCAGAGUUUUCCAGAAUUCACAGUUGGCAGAGUCAAAGAGGGUUCAGAAAUGCAGGCUGCUACUGUGACAGAACAUUUCAUUGCAUCGGGUGCCCAGCUUGUUGCUGAUGUUUUGACUAAUCUCCUCUCCAGCAGCUGGGAAAUGGGGGACAGCUUUUCUCCAGAGGGAACCCAGGAUGAGGGAAGCAGUUCAUCUUCUGAGGAUACUCAGUGGACACCAUUGCAUUGGUCAAGACCCAGCAUGAAGUCAGAGAUAAGACGCCUACGGACAUUUCAGCUCUGGCCAGCAAGUGUUCCUGUUUCUCCAGCUGAUCUGGCAGCUGCUGGUUUUUAUUUUGUUGGUCCUGCUGACACUGUCCAGUGUUUCUGCUGUGGUGGAUUGUUAUACAAUUGGUUACCUGAAGAGGAUCCCAUGGUAGAGCACAAGAAAUUCUUCCCAGCGUGCCUGUUUGCCCAGGGCAAAAUUGUAGGAAACUGCCAACAGAUGCCUUGGGCUGAAGAGCCCCAGGACUGUGUAGAUGGCCAGUUUCUUGGCAUGUUACAAAGUUUAAAUGUGGAGGAGACCACUGUAGGUGGUCAACCAGAAUACCCAUAUAUGGAGACAGAAGGGGAUCGGUUGGUGACAUUUGAGAAUUGGCCAUCUUAUGUUCCUGUGUCUCCUGAGUUGUUGGCCAGAGCUGGCUUCUUCUAUACAGGCCAGCAAGAUUAUGUGCGGUGUUUCUACUGUGAUGGUGCACUGAGGAACUGGGAACAAGGAGAUGAUCCCUGGACAGAGCAUGCCAGGUGGUUUCCAAGAUGUGCAUUUCUGCUACAAUCCAGAGGGAGAGAUUUCAUAAAUCACAUCCAAGAAUCUAAUCUAAUGGUGUCGGAAGACAACUUGCAUUGGUCUGAAGACUAUCCUGAAAGCCCUCAUGAGUCUUGUGAAAGAGAACCAGAACCAGAUCCUUGGAGGGUGAGAAGACAAACAGAAGUAGAAUGUGCACAUGAGCCAGCAUCUGCCACGAGCGUGGAAGAGAAACUGCGUCGGCUUCAGGAGGAACGGAUGUGCAAGGUGUGCAUGGACAAAGAUGUGUCCAUUGUGCUGGUACCUUGUGGCCACUUAGUGGUAUGUGCUGAAUGUGCUCCUAAUCUGAGCCGCUGCCCCAUCUGCAGAGGAACCAUUCGGGACAGUAUGAAGGCGUUCUUGUCCUGAUUUGAAAGAAUGUUCAGCCGCUGAUCCUUCCUCUCGAUGAACUCUUUUGGCCCAGGAAGACUCUGCCUGAGGAGGGAACAGGAACCAAACAAGGAC